Messenger RNA from Penicillium verrucosum, 7509 nucleotides. RefSeq lists its product as uncharacterized. The record is from RefSeq and is a predicted model, not a curated record. Gene Ontology annotation, molecular function: protein binding. The coding region runs from base 1 to 7509 and encodes 2502 amino acids. The transcript is spliced from 3 exons. Lineage: Eukaryota; Fungi; Ascomycota; Eurotiomycetes; Eurotiales; Aspergillaceae.
AUGGCUACUUGUGCUCCUACCAUCACUGUUCCAAUGCCUGCAACAGCCGCGACCCGCUGGCAGGAUGCAAUCGAUCGGCUUGAUCCCGAUACCCGAGCUUCACUCGCCGGCGUUGCAACCCGAAAACUUGACAUCCUCCAUCUUGUUGUGAAGACAGCGGAUGAAAAGCGAAAGAUCUGUAUCUCCAAACAAUGGAAGCUAAAGACUCCCAGUGGAAAGAUCAUUAUUCUGCGCGACGUGCUAGAAAAGGUCGCAGGAUGGGUAAACCGCCUUGUCUAUGUCGGAGACACGAUCGUCCAGUACGAUCCUUCUCAUGCUGCACUUCCAUGGGCCGCUUUUCGAUUCCUUUUGAACGUGACAGUCGGCGAUGUUCAGGUUUGGGGAGGCAUGCUCGUGAACCUGGAAACUAUCGCCCGACUUCUUUAUCAUUGUGAAGUUGUUGAGAAUAUGCACCUCAAACGCUCGUUUAGCAUGAUGGUUCAUCUGCAAGAAGCCAUGACCCAGCUCUAUGUUGAUAUCAUGAGCUCUUUGUCCAAACUAGUCAAAUACUUCAAACAAGGAUUUGCAGAACGCACCCUUUGGAGUGCUACUCGAUCCGACCCUAAACUCCCAGAAAUGACAGCUGUCUACGCCCAAGAACAAGAAGUUUUGAAAUGGACAGCAUUCUCUGACUCGGAGCUUUCCCAAUCGACAAACACCCAGGCCACUUCUAUAAUCUACGAUAUGGCAGCGAUUUCUCGAAAGUUGGAUGCUGAUCUACCUCGCCUGAUCGACACUAGCCUUCUCAUGCGCCAUUCUAUAGAUAAGGAAAAGAUAUCCAAUAUUCUUUCAUGGUUGUGUACGGUACCCACCACUUUGCACCUUAGGGAUAUUGCGACAAGAAGAAUGCCAGGGUCCGGAUCAUGGCUCUUAAACCACACAGACUUCCAUACCUGGCAUACUUCAAGCUCGUCCGCGAUGUUGCUGCUACAUGGUGUACGGGGUUGUGGAAAGUCAACGAUCGCUUCAUUUGUCAUCGACCAAUUCCAACAGCCUUCAGUUGUGCCUGGAGCGAGUCCAGUAACAUGCGCAUAUUUCUUCUGUGAUGACUCCAAUGCAGAACCGGAACGAGGAAGGGCAGAUAUUAUUCUCCGCGGUCUGAUUAGGCAGUUAGCAGUGGACUCUGUCACUAUAUCGAUUGACCAAGCUGUACUGUCUUUGUACGAAAAGCGUCUCGAAGCUGCCCAGCAAAUCAGAGCGGACAUGGCAAGAUUGAGUGUUGAGGAGUGUCUCUCCAUGCUUCUAGAUCUCACAGCGACUAACCCGGCAUAUAUCGUGAUUGAUGCAAUUGAUCAACUUGAACAGGAUGAGCGAGCAGUCCUGAUUGAAACCAUGAAAAAGCUUGUAGAUCAGUCUGCGAGCAUCACUAAGGUGUUUUUUACCAGCUGCAAUAACGCUCAUGUCGAGGGAUUGCUACCCGGUGUUACCAAGCUCCGGGUCACGUCUGACCGUGUUGAAACGGACGUGAGAGAGUUUGCAAAUCGGCAGGUGGAACAGGCAAAUGCAAGGAGACGCGUUUUAAACGGAACUGCGACGAGCAAGUUGAUAGAGAAGAUGAAGGAGCAUUUGAUUAGCAGAGCUGGGGAGAUGUUUUUGUGGGUCACUCUUCAGUUGGAAUUUCUCUGUCGCAAAAGAACAGAGCAGGAUAUCCUGACUGCACUGGAAACCAACUUAACUCCAGACCUCGACCAGAUCUAUGGCCGCACCCUCCGUCGUUUCAAUAAGCUAGAUUCAACAGCCACUCAGGCUAUCGUGCACAUAUUCUCGUUACUCCUCUAUGCCCAGAGACCCUUGCAUCCUACAGCCGUGGAACGUACCCUCGCACUCAAUCCAUUACUUACCGGAUCUGGAGCAGUGGAUCUAGAAGACCUUUCCUGCAGUCUGGUCAUACUAGAUGUGUCACAGGGCGUGGCUCGGUUCUGUCAUCCUUCCGUGCGUGACUACAUGCGCCAGCAGGAACUGUUCUCUGCACAAGUUGCUCAUCAAAUUCUUGCCGAUAUCUGCCUGCUGGAGUGCGCUUCAGGCCCAAGCAGCGACCCCUUCAUUGGCGACGAGACCCCUAUACAAGACUUUUAUCAUUAUGCCGCUGUAUGCUGGCCAGAGCAUCUUCGGAAAUGUGAAGCCUCGGGUAUAGAUUAUGAUUUCGGCAAACAUGCCGAAUCAUUUAUCGCAGGUCGGGAUGAUGGGUUCCUCAGUCCAGCCUUUCUCACCUGGAUGGACUGGAUAGCACAGGUCUGCCAUGACUUGCCGCCAUACCAUCAUACGCGAACUCUGUUCGAAAACACCAUCAACGACUCGUUCUCGCCUUUGUUCCUCACUUGUGUCUUUGGGCUACACGGGCUCCUGCUAUACGUUCUGGAAGUGCUUCCAGACUUGGACAUCGAUCAGCAUAGUGAUACGGGCCAUACCGGAAUUUAUCUAGCAAGCUCCUACGGCCACCAGAAUGUCGUGAGCACAUUAAUAGACCACAACGCUAAUUAUAAGCUAGAAUGUGGUGCCUUCGGUACCAUCACACGGGUCGCAUGCUUCAGAGGCCAUCUAAACGUCGUCCAAGACCUCCUGGGGCGCAUAGAUGAACUAGAAUCCCCCGAGCCUUUCUCUCGCGCAUACAAGGCUGCUUGCCUCGGUGGUCAUGCGGAGAUCGCCCUACUCCUUGCGAAGAACUGCAUAGCAGCCCGGUCUGCGAACCAACACUCUGUCAUGCUCCAAGAGACCAUCGAGGCAGGGCUUCCCAAAGUGCUGGAGUGGCUUACAAAGCCGAGCACUCUGAAAUCGUGGGGUCUACCAAAUUUAACUCUCAAUGCACAGACAGGCCUGGUUACUGUGGCGAUUAAGCAAGGCCAGGUCGCCGUCCUAAAAUCACUCCUCGAGAAACGCACACAUCUGAUGCAAGCACUCCCUAAGGAUUGCAUACCCGUUGCCGCAACUUCCGGUCACCUGGCUAUGGUCGAGUAUCUGCACAGCAUUGGGGCCAAUCCAGAUGAGCAAGGCCACUUUGGCUCUGCAUUACGAAGUGCUAGCUUGGUAGGCUGCGAGCCUAUCGUCCGUAUGCUUAUCGGGAAGGGAAUUGACGUUGGGCUUUGUGGCACCGAGGGUGAUGCGCUACAGGCUGCGUCUAUAAACGGUCAUGCCGGGGUGAUGGAGCUUUUGAUUCAGGCUGGAGCUAAUGUUAACCAAGUGGGCAAGCCUUGGGGAACCUGUCUGCAGGCCGCAGCUUGGUAUGGCCACAAGGACUCAGUAGACCUGCUACUUUGUCACGGCGCAGACAUUUAUCAAAAGGGUCAUUCCCUUGAUGCGUUGCACGCUGCCAUCGAAAGCGGUCAUGAGGAGAUUGCGAAGUUUCUCCUGGCCAAGGGAUAUCAGCCACCAAAGGGCACAUCCCUACCUGUGGCAUCGCGGGGAGAUUACGGAAGCUCUCUACUCCUCAAGGGUCGUCCAUUGACUACCCCUCAUUUGACUAAUAGGGAACAGGUACAGGUCGAAAGUGACACAGAGUCUGAUACAUUCUCAGAUUCAGAGACCUCUGAAGUCGAGAAUUCUUCCAACCGGACCAGCACACGCGAUGACAAUGACGAUACUGACGACAAUGAUAAUUACGAAUCGCGUCCAUUUCAAUAUGGCCUUGAAGGGAGUCGACUAGAACUGAGUGCCGUAGCUGGAGAUAUACAGUCCCUACGCUACUACCUGCUCCGCGGGAAGUUCCAUGCUGGGGCAAUCGAAAGUGCAAUUGAAAGUGCUGCAAUCCACAGACAACUUGAGGCCUUGAGUUUCCUUGUCACUAAAGGCAUUUCCCGAAGUUUGCUGUCCGCUACAGACCACGAGGUAACCAAGGCAAUGACUCCGGCUGCUGAAAAUGGGCAAUCCGAGGCCCUACAAAUCUUGGGUGAUGCAUCCAACUGGAAAUAUAUGCAGUCAUCAAAACAGUGGAUGCUACCCUUUGAGGCCGCCAUCGAGUCUGGAGACCUCGCCUGUGUUUCAAUGCUAUUACAACAUCACCCGCCACCGGGUGAGGCCUUUAUGUGGGAGCUUACCAAAGCUAUCGAUACUUCCAUAAAAGUUCGAAGGCGCCACGUAACAGAAUUUGUCUUGUUAUGGCUUCAAUGGCAUAGCGGGUUGGAAAGUCCAGUUGCCACUGCGAACACAUCAGAUGUGACAAUUCCCACAGCAUCUGCAGCUAUGGUGUCAUCUCUCAGAACUUAUCUCAAUCCGGAAGUUGGUGUCUCCAAAAAGGUUGAAGACAGUCGCGAUGUAUUGCUAUCAUUAGUUGUUGCAGCAACAACUACGUGCGAUCUCAUUCUGUUGAAGCAGCUCCUAGCCAAAGCAAAAGCCAGAGGCUACAUGAAGUACAAUGAGCCGAGCAAAUUUUUGGAGGAUGUUUUCCUAUCUGCUUGUUCACACUCUGUCCGUGGAAUGGAGUUAUUGUUGGGCUCUGGCCUCAGCGAGAAUUGUUUCCCCCAACAGCUAUUCUGCCAGGGCGUUCAUGAUGCAGCGCUUGCGGGCAAGGCCAAGAUGGUCAGCUAUCUUGCGAACAAAGUAUUAGGGAACGCACUAUCUGAGGAAAGCCGGCGAACGCUUUAUGAUGCCUUUUUAGCUGCCUCAUAUGAAGGUCAUUCCCGCGUUGUGCAAAUUAUUCUGGAUCUGACUAGCUUUUGGAAUGGCAUAGAGGAGACGAACAGGACGACAAUUCUCACAAGAGGGCUUGUCGUGGCCGCUGAAUACGGACGCAGGAAAACCUCGAAUCUGCUUUUGAAAAACGGUGCGGAAAUUCACGUCUGCGUGCAGGAAGUACCACAUCCGAGGGGACUUGACAAAGAAAUGGCCUCCUGCGUUGCGGUCUUUGGAGACGAAUUGCCGCCCGCCUUUGAGUCAGAGUAUCGACGCCAACAGCAAGCUCAUCGACGUCAACAACCAGGAAAUUCUCAAGUUUCCUCCCGCACAAUUAGCCCGUUGCAGGCCGUCAUACGAGGGUUUGAGAAGAUUGCAUCACAUGAGGAUUCCGUCGGGGAUUCUCAUUCUCUUGUGAAGCUAUCGAGGGACCUUGAGUCGAUUCUUGGCACAAUUAUUGAGCUUGGUUGCGAUCCAGAUGACCAGGGUGGACAGCCUAUGUACCCAAUUCAAUAUGCGGCACGUUGGGCCAAUGAACGCGUUAUUCAGACUCUGCUGGAUGCAGGCGCUGAGCCAAAUCGGCUGGACGAGGAUGAUGAUGAGCAUGACGAGCCAUGGAAACAUUGGUCCCAAGGGGAGAAAAGCUGUCAUCCAAUUUUGCUUGCUGCCGAGAGAAAGUGUCGCUUCUCGUACGCGAUCAUUGCAAAACUUCUCAAGGGAGGGGCGACUGUUCCCAGUACAAGGCAAGGUCACAUCCAUCCCGCGGUGUGCAUGUCCCUGUGCCGGCCUAUUGGGUGGGAUAGACGGCAAAUUCCGCUGCCAGAUGGAUGGACGGGUCGCCAGACUCGAGAUCAUGAGUACAAAAGUCAAGCACUGUCGAUCGAAGCAGCUCGACAGUUGUUCAACGACGGAAUGCGAGCGCUGUUAACUGAAAUGUUCAAACAACUCCCGCAACAGAGGGCAGAUGAACCCGAGUUUCAAAUGCUCCUGACUGUGGCAUCGACAGCAGGGGAUCGUGUGUCUGUUAAACUGCUACUGAAGCAUGGGGCGCUGGUGAAUAAUUGCGGUCGAGACACGGUCGACACACCCCUCGGUUGUGCGGCACUUCAUGGUCAUAUUCACAUCAUGAAAGAGCUUCUUAAUGCUGGCGCCGAUCCCGAAUGUAAAGGAUUCGUCAGUUGUCCACAGGAUGCUAUGAUCAAGGCUAUUAUGGGCGGCCACACCGCGGCAGUGCGACUCCUUGUCCAUAGUGGUGCACAACGCGUUCGCGCCCAAGGCCGACGAUCCUUUCUUCUCGUUGCUGCGCGAGCAAGAAAUGCCCAGAUGGUCGAAUGCCUGCUUCAAUUGAAAUUCUCAUUACAUGGGGGCUCUGACGCAUUGUUAGUUGCGUGUGCUAAGGGUGACGUUGAUAUUGUGUCGAGUUUUCUGUCCGCUGGCAUUGAUCCAAACACACCGGGCAAACUCGACCUAAACACGCCGAGCAAGGUCGAGUCAGCCCCAUUGUAUCAAGCUUCUCGUUGUGGCCAUCUGGCCGUUGUCCAAGAAUUGCUGAAACAUGGCGCCGAUCCAACUAAGAGAGUCGAGGAAGGUCUUGGUGUGCCACUCGUGAUUGCUGCAAAUAAGGGACAUCUCGAAGUUGUAAGGACACUCCUUGAGCAUGGCGAUGUCAAAGUUGUCGAGGAACCUUCCUACAACAUAAAUGUUCUAAAUGCCAUCGCAAGGACUUGUGCUGAUAGCUGGUCACCUGCCAAAGCUAACAUCCUCGAGCUUCUUCUGGAAGUUGCCUCACAAAGAAGCGAUUUUGAGACAAUUUGGACAACGGCUAUGUCAGAUGAAUCACUGUCAUACCGUAUCCAUCUAAUAGAGCUCUUGCUGGACUAUGUCCCACCUAGCCCCGACAUACUGGUACAUGCAGCUUCCUGUGGCUCCACGGCGGCAGUUCAACGUUGCCUAGCUCGGGGUAUUGAUCCAAAUAGUCCAAAUCAACAGGGCUAUAUGCCCUUAGCUUCUGCAGCCGGGGGCAUGAACAAAGAUUUAGUCCAAUUACUUCUUUCUCGGGGUGCGAAUGUCAAUGGGCUGGAUGUGCAAGGUCACACACCUUUACUGGGCGCACUAGAAGGAUUCAAGAUGAGCUUGAUAGCACCAACACGGAAUGGAUCUCACGGCCACCACGCCCUGGGCGUCGAGGAUACCGUCUACUGUCUUUUAGAAGCCGGCGCCAAGCUUACGUGUGGCAACAGCCCAGAAGUUCUCGAACUUGCUUGCUCCCUUGGCCAUACGGGCGUUGUCACCAUCCUCCUGGCCCACCGAGAGCCCGACUCCUCAAACACUGAGCUCCAAAAGGGUCUGUUCGCCGCCCUCGACAACGAUCAUCCCGAUAAUGUCUCUCUUCUGCUCAAAAAUGGUGCUGACCCGAAUCGACUUCGUUCACUCCAAUCCAAUGAUCCACAAGCUCGAUAUCUCUCACAAACAGGGGCAAUGGUCGAGCAGACACCACUGGAGGCAGCUUGCAGAAGUUCGAAUGAUUGCCUAAUGCGUACAUUCCUGGCCUCUGCAACGGGGUUACGCAUCUCCCCACGGGAGUUGACCACAGCGGCGAGAUCUUCGGUGGACCAGGAUACCCAUUUGAACUGUACCAACAUAAUGCUCAUUCUGGAGCAUGACGCCUCUUUGAUUGUGCCUGAUUCAGUCUUGGAGAUACUGGCUGCUGGGAAUCAUGGAAAGCUGCUAAAACGCGUGCUUCCGCGCAGCAGUUGCAGCGAUCCGUCGCGCUUUGAGCCCAGGCCCAUACCAUUGGUUCCGUGUGCUCCACCAACCUUGGGCCAGUUGCGGCGCGCCGAUAUGCUCCGUCCACGUUACACUUGA